Molecule: messenger RNA, 230 nt
Organism: Cetraspora pellucida
Lineage: Eukaryota; Fungi; Glomeromycota; Glomeromycetes; Diversisporales; Gigasporaceae
Source: the annotation of a GenBank genome assembly
AACUUGCGCAUAAGAGCAAUAAAAGGAUAAUUAAAAAGCAAUUCUUAGAAGCUGAUGAGCAAUCCUUAGAGGUCAAUAAGCAAUCCUUAGAAGCAAGUAUCGUACAAAAACAUUCAAAUCAAAAUAAGUACACAUCAAAGCCCAUUAACAUUCAAGAGAUUACAAAAGCAUCAUCGGAAAUGGCCAUUGUCAGUGCUCCGGUAGAUAACGUGGAAAUUCCGAUAGAGUAG